CCAGGAUCUCUGCGGGAGCUAAAGAGGAGCGGUACCCAUGAGUGGAGAGACCCAUUCCUGAGCUGGGAGGCGAGCGAGCAAGUGGCCGGCCCGCUCCUCCCUCCUCCUCCUCCUCCGUGUCUCCCCACGAACCAGAGCCCCUGAGCUGCGCUGUGCCGUGGCAGGCACAUUUGUUUUAAAUUAAAACUCGUUUUCCGUUCGCUGCUCGCUCCCGGCAGCGCACUAACGCCCUAUCGCUUACGCCGCCACUCGCGAGAACUUCAUCCGGUAAUAAAUUUCCAAGUGUGUUUCUCUCCCUCCUCUCUCUACAUCUCUUCCUUUGACUUGUUUUGUAUUAUAGUCAUUAUAUUAUUACGACCGUUAUCGUUUUAUUAUUUUGUAUCCCAGGAGGAAACCCGCCUUCUGUUAUAACCAGUAGACAUUUGAAGGAUGUUUUAUAACUUGAAGGUUACGCGCCACUACCGCCGGCACCACCACCGCCACCGCAACCCCCCCUCGUAUUAAAUACAAACGCGACAGUGAGCAGAGCGCAUGCUGUCUCCAAGCCCGGCGUUGCGCAGGCGAUCACGGAGGCGACGUGAGCCAGACUCACGAUGCGCACACGCGAAGGCAGCGUGCCCAGUGAGCGCUCGCGUCUACCUGGCGGGGCACGUCGCUGAGCCGCGACCAAAACAAACAGCACGGGACGAGACACACUCACACAGAGUGAGAGAUAGAGAGAGAGAGACACGCGCGCGCACACAGAGAGAGAGAGACACACAUAACGAGAGACAGAGAGGAUCACAUCCUCCGAUUUCAAGGUACCAAGAGCGGCGCGUCCGUUAGGAUAAAAGGAAAAGGCGCGCGCGCGCGACUCUCCGAGCCAAGAGCGUGACCAAGAGCACGGAGCGAGCGGAGCGACGGCUGCGUUGACAUGAGAAGCGACGGUGCGAUGCACGUAUUGCAUCGGGACGAUAUUGUAGCCACGUAGUCGACAGUGCGGCAUCCGCGCUACUCGGCAGCUCUUAAAGGGGGGGGGGGAGGGAGGAAAGUGGGAAGAAGACUGCGAGCUUCGACUCUCGAGGACGGGACGAGUUGUCUAUGGGCAGCAAUAGCUGCAGCCAAGCGCGUCUGCUCGAGCCGCAGUGAACCUGGCUGGUGCCCGGCAAAGCGACUAUGCAGUUCCAUGUGCUCCUGCUCAUGGUCGCCUCUCUCGUGGAUUUUACGGACGGCCACAACGCGACGGCGAGGGCCAAGCGGCACAGACGAAUGGGUGCAAGCAGUGCGCUGUGCCCGCGCGGAUGCUCCGGGUGCUCGGAUGCCAACGGCUGCCUCAGCUGCAUGCCUCGCUUCUUCUUCCACCUGCAGCGGGCAGGCAUGCGGCAGCUGGGAGCCUGCCUGCACAUGUGCCCCUCGGGAUACUACGGCCUGCGCGCCACGCACAUGAACAAAUGUGCAAAAUGCAAGAUCGAGCGCUGCGACACGUGCUUCAGCAAGAACUUCUGCACGCGUUGCCUCCCCGGCUCGUACCUCUACAAGGGGGACUGCUACGAGUCGUGUCCAGACGGCUUCUCCCCCACCAACCACACAAUGGAGUGCGUGCCAAUCGUGCACUGCGAGGUCUCCAUGUGGGGGGAGUGGUCCCAGUGCACCAAGAAUGGGCGGCACUGCGGGUUCAAGUGGGGACGCCAGUGGCACGCGCGGCAGGUCGUCCGCUACCCCAGCAGCGGCGGGGGGCUGUGCCCCCCGCUCCGGGAAGUGCGCAAGUGUCGUUCGCAGCAUCGGACCUGCCCUGACGACGACAACUCGCGCCACGGGCGGCGUGGCAAGAAGAGGAAGAACAAGCACAGGAGACCGGGCGUCGCGAGGGGGCCCCAGGCGGCGCGCGUCAAGGACAAGCCGGCGACGCGCCAGCAGCGCACGGAGCGCACGAUGGCGGGAUCCGUGUGACAGCGGCGGCGGCGCUCAGCCCCUCGUCCCGGCACUCCCCUCCCGACCCCCCCCCCCCCGACUAUCUCCGCUUCACGACUGAACGAGCGACGCUCCCUCCUUGUUGCCGCUUUUACUCCGAGCGGAACUCUUUUAACGGCCAACGAGGAGGACGCCCUUCGCCGCCGCGGUUAUUUAAGGAACGUUUUUUGCUGAAGAAAGAAAAUCUUGCUGGGGGAAGGAGAAAAAAAAACUCGUCGAGAGGGGGGGCAAACGUUGGUUUUUCCAACACUGUUUCGUUUUUAUUUCGUCGCUGACAUCGUCGCUGGCAUCGUCGUCGUUUUUUGUUUGUUUUGCCCCCCCACCUACCCCCCGUCGCAAUUAUCGCCAGAGGAACGUCCGUCCCUCCGAGGAAGCUUCUUUGCUUGCGAGGACAUUGUUAUUAACCUCAUUCCGCUCAAGGCACGCGCGACAUUCCUUUUUCCUCGACAGAAGAGAACCGUGGGACUAUGUUGACUGAUCGCGAACGAAUGUUCAAAGCUCUUAGAAGAAAGUCAGAACGCUCUCUGCAAGCGCGCAUAGAACUUUAAAGCUGCGGAGUGGUUUUUUUGUCUAAUUAUUUUGUUUUACGUUUAAACGCUGUGCAGGAUGUAGGAGACCCCAGAAAGCACUGUUCGCUUGGAAUGAAGUACUGUACUGUAACCAUAACGAGGCACGUUAAUGCUUAAAUGUGUAUACUUGUACAUUGCAAUAUUCUAGCCUUUGAAUGUUAACUUUGUAGUUAAAUUUACAGUAUGUUAAACAAACAAAAGAAAUCAUCGUAAAACUAAAUUAUUGCUUGACAGUACAGAUCUAACGUUGGCCCCCAGCUUGUCAAAUGCAUUUUGUUGCUUUGAGCGAUUGUGCGACUGUUUUGACUGCGUUAUUUACGGCAUAGCAAAGGGGCAUGGGCGAUGAGUCAAAGGUGGUUAGGUUGUGCCAGUAAAGGGUUGUAUUUCGCAAAUCAUAACAAGGUAACCGCAAGCAUUGGUAUCAAAAACUAAAAUAAAUAAGUACACGACUCA
Molecule: messenger RNA, 2972 nt
Organism: Petromyzon marinus (sea lamprey)
Lineage: Eukaryota; Metazoa; Chordata; Hyperoartia; Petromyzontiformes; Petromyzontidae
Source: RefSeq, a predicted model, not a curated record